AUGUCGUUCUCAAAAUUGGAUGUGCGUCACAUCCAAGACAUGUCAAAGGCGACAUCAUUAGAGCCUCACUGGGGAUAUUACGAUCGCGCCCUUCCAUGCACCAACGACCCUGGAUCUUGCGAAUAUCUCGACGAGGUAUACGCCUCCCAUGACCGGGGGAUGCUCUAUUCGGGGAUUAUCUGGUGUGUCAUCUGCGCAGUCCUGCUGCUCUGGAUCGUCUUGAACCAAUUCGGUGCGCCAACCUUAUCGCCGGCCCUGGCAGCGCCAGAACUCGCCGGCCUAUACAAAGUUCGUCGCUCAAUUGCCUCAUUCACUCGGAGAUAUCUCCUACCCGAUGCGGCGCGCCUGAUCUUCGGCCGCACAACGCGCCUCCAAGUCCUCACCCUUGCCUUGUUAUCUGGCUACCUCCUGAUCUUCAGUUUUGUCGGCAUUCUCUACAAUACCUGGGUUACGCCUGUCUCAGACAUGCCCGGUGUAUACAACACUCGAAGCAGCGUCGGCCCAUGGGCAGAUCGCAUUGGCACGCUCGCCUACGCCCUCACGCCACUUUCUGUGCUGCUGAGCAGCCGGGAAUCCUUUCUCUCUCUCAUCACUGGCCUGCCAUACCAGAGCUUCAAUUUCCUUCAUCGCUGGCUGGGCUACAUCAUCUUCCUGCAAAGCUCUCUCCAUACAAUCAGUUGGUGUGUGGUCGAGCUGAGACUAUACCAGCCGCAACCCACUGUCGGAAUCGAGUGGAUCACCCAGACAUACAUGAUCUGGGGCCUCGUCGCUAUGAUUCUCAUGUUCCUCCUAGUUGUGCUGAGCACGCCGUGGGGAAUCAGACUCACCGGUUACGAGACCUUCCGCAAACUACACUAUAUUCUCGCCAUGGUCUACAUUGGCGCCUGUUGGGCCCACUGGAAGCAAUUGAAAUGUUUCAUGUGGCCCUCGCUGAUCUUCUGGUUCCUCGAUCGUGGAGCUCGCCUUGUCCGUACAGCCCUCCUCCAUUACCAUCCGGACCAUUCCAACGCGUUUGGUCUCAGCUUCAAAUCCGCGGAUGCCACCAUCACCCGCUUCCCGGACUCGGAACACGGCGAUGUCAUCCGUCUCGAUCUGCACAACAACCAAGACCCCUGGGCCAUCGGUCAGCACUACUACCUGUCCUUCACCCAGUGUAGCAUCUGGCAAUCUCACCCCUUCACUCCUCUCAACCUUCCCCUGGAGUCAAAAGGCAGAGUCAAACACUCCUACAUUCUCAGAGCGAAAAGUGGCGAAACGAAGAAGAUCGCAGAUCUCGCUGCCACCGGAAUCGCGACCACCCCCGUCAUCCUCACCGGCGCAUACGGCGAGUCCAUCACCACCCAUUUAACACCAAACACCAAUAUCAUCUGCGUCGCCGGCGGGACCGGCAUCACCUACGUCCUCCCUGUUCUGCUCGAGCUUGCCCGCCAAAAGCCCUCCUCAGACCGUAAGGUCGAGCUCAUCUGGGCGGUUCGUCACACGGCAAAUACGGCGUGGGUAGCGGCAGAGCUGGAUCUCUUGCAAAAAGCGCGGAAGACAUUGAACCUGAAGAUCCGAGUUUUCGCCACCCGUGAUACGCAGAGCAAGAUGCCGUCAAUCCAAAGCUCGGAUGCGGAGAAUUGCAACCUGGAAGUUCCCAAACUCGAGGAGAAGGUCGUGCAGGUCUCGCCUUCCGAAUCGGAUUCGGCGUGCUGUGGUUGUGACAAGCCUACUGCUGUCGAGCGGCUCGGUGGUGCUGAUGAAGAUCCCAGUAGGCAUCCUGAUCUGCCGACGUUGGUGAAAACUUUCGUGGCGGAUACGGUGCGCGGUCCGACCAGCGUCUUUGCCAGUGGACCUGGUGGUAUGAUCAGUGACCUGCGGGAUAUUGUUGCAUCUUGUAACUCUGGGGAGAAGGUCUGGAAGGGACAAGAGAGAUUCGAUGUCAGUCUCAUUUGCGAUGAUCGGUUGGAGUGGUAA
Molecule: messenger RNA, 1956 nt
Organism: Penicillium paradoxum
Lineage: Eukaryota; Fungi; Ascomycota; Eurotiomycetes; Eurotiales; Aspergillaceae
Product: ferric reductase family protein
Exons: 1
Coding region: 1-1956 (651 amino acids)
Biological process (GO): intracellular iron ion homeostasis; iron ion transport; copper ion import
Cellular component (GO): plasma membrane
Molecular function (GO): ferric-chelate reductase activity
Source: RefSeq, a predicted model, not a curated record